AUGCUCUCGAUUGAGAAGGGUGUCGACUACGACGGUGUCGAAGGCGAACUACCAUACAAGCAUGUACGAAACUUGGGCUUCGGCCACAGCGGAAAUGUUGAAGAAGUCGAGGACCAGAUGACCGGCCAGGUCUAUGCACGGAAGACCAUUCGAAUCACUGGCACAAAGCGCGAUAAAGCAGAGCGGACUCGGGUGUUUCGCAACGAAGUCGCCAUCAUACGCGGCCUGGAAAGCCAUCGCCACAUUAUAAGCGUGCAUGCAACAUAUGCCACCACGCGUGUCUUCGGAAUACUGCUGGAGCCGGUAGCCAGCCAAGGAGAUCUGGGAGACUUCCUUUCCGACUAUUCUCGCGAAAUGGAGGAGGAGGCGACGAUACCGAAUGUACGAACUGCUGCCAUGAAGCCCGUCAUCAAGCAGGGCUUUGGUUGUCUCGCAGCUGGGCUCGCCUUCAUGCACCAGAGAAGAAUACGACACAAAGAUAUCAAGCCACGCAACAUCAUCGUCCACAUGGGAAAGCUCAUUUAUACCGAUUUUGGUUAUUCUUUCGACUCUAAUGGUUUUAGCCGGAGCACGACUGAAGGCAGGCCGGAUUAUUUCACUCGUCGCUAUUCAGCACCCGAAGUCCUUAAGCACGACCAGAGGAACUCCAAGUCGGAUGUUUACUCCCUGGGAUGUGUCUUCCUUGAUAUGCUCUCGACACUGUGUCCAAGCUUGAUCGUCGAUAAAGAUGAAUGCUUUUCGAAUACGAUGCAGCAGCUCCACAGUCAAUUACAAGACAUAGAAGCACCGAAAGAUUUGGACGUAUUGACAGACAUCAUUUCAUGCAUGACUGCGCAAGAAGGCUCAUCCAGACUAUGCUCAAUGCAUGCUGCAAUACCGCUGUUGCAACAGAUUGAAACCUGCUGCUCAGAUUGUGUUGGUAGUCCGUUGCAGGAAGAAAACGAGCGAGUGAAGCGUGAUAACUGCUUCCUUUGUCAAGGUGGCAAGAUGAAAACGACCGCGACCAUAUAUACUGCGAUGUCGCAAUGGGAAUUCAGCGACUACUAUGAUGGGCCACCACCAAAUUCCAGGAGUGGAGGCCAUCUUCUUGAAGGAACUUAUAAUCCCCAAAACCCCGCAAUGGCUCUGCACUAUGAAAUUCUCGAUAGUUGUGAGCUUUCUUCCUCUUCAUACUCGAAGCCACCUGGGCACUGA
This is a messenger RNA of Parastagonospora nodorum SN15, 1194 nucleotides long. RefSeq lists its product as hypothetical. The record is from RefSeq and is a predicted model, not a curated record. Lineage: Eukaryota; Fungi; Ascomycota; Dothideomycetes; Pleosporales; Phaeosphaeriaceae. The transcript is spliced from 2 exons. Gene Ontology annotation, cellular component: nucleus. Gene Ontology annotation, molecular function: ATP binding; protein serine/threonine kinase activity. Bases 1 to 1194 code for a protein of 397 amino acids. Gene Ontology annotation, biological process: mitotic DNA damage checkpoint signaling; protein phosphorylation.